Ruditapes philippinarum (Manila clam) is the source of this 498-nucleotide messenger RNA. RefSeq lists its product as uncharacterized. The transcript is spliced from 5 exons. Lineage: Eukaryota; Metazoa; Mollusca; Bivalvia; Venerida; Veneridae. The record is from RefSeq and is a predicted model, not a curated record. Bases 8 to 427 code for a protein of 139 amino acids.
AUUAACGAUGAUUGACACUUCUAUAUCGCGUGUCUGUGAUAUGUCAAGGGUCAUAUCUAGUCAAUAUACUAGAGACUUAAACACAUGUAUUCAUUCAAAAGUUUUCAAAAUAGUAAGAGAAAAAGCCACAGGAUCAGCAAAAAUUCCUUAUUCCAACAUAAAGGCAAGGCAGGUGAAUGUUGUUUUGGUGGGCUGUCCUUCAGUGCCUUUUAAAGAGCCUAGUUGUUAUGGGAAGUGUAGCCUCAGGACAGUAUUGUCAAAUUUGAAAUCAUUUGACAUCCAGGAGCAUCAGCAAUCUAGUGCUGUCAGUAAAGUUGAUGUAAAGAUGCCAUCAGAUACAAGUCCAAAUAAAGCCCUUGUGUCUGAAGCUUUAAGUGACAUUUUGUUGCAUGAACAGAUAUCCGAAGAAUCUUCUAUUGUUCGCUAGAUCCUGAAAACAGAGUCACAGAGGUGGUGGUUGAAAAUUUAAAGAAUGCCACACAGCAAAACAUAGGUUUG